CACUCUCAGGAUCCUCUCUGCUGUUAGUAACAAAUUUGGAAAAAAUAAAUAAGAGAUUGGUUUACGGCUGGCAUGUGUAAAAAAAUUGCUUUAUCACGUUGAUAUAAGAAUAUGCGUGCAAAUGGCUUCAACAAAGAUCGAAUUCGCGGUACAUAUGACAUGCGAGAGAUGCGUCAAUGCAAUUUCUAAGAGUAUAGCUGAUUUAGAAGGCAUUCGAAAUGUCGACAUAUCGUUAGAACGCGGUACUGUCACUCUUGAAACAAAUCUACCUUACUUCGUCAUACAGGAAAGAAUUGAAAGAACCGGAAGGCAGGCAGUAUUGAAAGGAUAUGGAGGUUUAAACAAAGUUUUCUAUGUUAUUUAUAUGUAGUAUUAUUUUUUAUAUAUGUUAUAACAGUCAUGUUUCAUUUAUCAUUCCUGUACAUACCGGGAUU
This is a messenger RNA of Wasmannia auropunctata (little fire ant), 434 nucleotides long. RefSeq names its product copper chaperone for superoxide dismutase-like. Gene Ontology annotation, molecular function: metal ion binding. Bases 122 to 370 code for a protein of 82 amino acids. Lineage: Eukaryota; Metazoa; Arthropoda; Insecta; Hymenoptera; Formicidae. The transcript has 2 exons. The record is from RefSeq and is a predicted model, not a curated record.